UCAGUAAGUAUUUACACGACAUAUCACUAGUUACAUUCGUUUACUAAUUCGGUUAGUACGAUAAGCAUUGUUAGUACCGAUUUUAUUAUUUUUCCGUCAGAUUUCUUGAAUGUGCCAUUAAAACACUAGGAAAAAAUGAGUAACCACGAUCCCCUGGAUUCGGACUGCAUCACCCUGACGAGAUUCGUACUAUCGGAACAGAAAAAAGUACCCCAAGCCACGGGAGAACUCACACAACUCCUCAACUCCAUUCAAACAGCUGUCAAAGUUAUUAGUAGCGCUGUCAGACGGGCGGGAAUAACGCAAUUGUUUGGUAUUGCUGGUCAGACCAAUGUACAGGGUGAAGAAGUAAAAAAACUGGACGUGCUUGCCAAUGAACUAUUCAUUAAUAUGCUCAAGUCAUCUUACACAGUAGCGUUGCUGAUUUCUGAGGAAAAUGAAACAGUAAUAGAGGUUGAUCUAGAAAGACGUGGAAAAUACAUAGUAGCCUUUGAUCCCCUGGAUGGAUCUUCCAACAUUGACUGUCUGGUGUCUAUUGGUUCCAUCUUCGCCAUUAUGAAGAAAGAAGACAACAGCAUACCUACUCUUAAGGAUGCGUUACAACCAGGCACCAAAGUGGUUGCCGCUGGUUACGCACUAUAUGGUAGUGCUACCAUGAUGGUGCUGUCACUGGGAAGCAGUGUCAACGGGUUUAUGUUGGAUCCAACUAUUGGGGAAUUCGUAUUGACUGAUAGGGAUAUGAGAAUACCCAACAGAGGUAAAAUAUAUGCAAUAAAUGAAGGAUACACUCAUCAAUGGGAACCAGCAAUAAAGGAAUACGUGCAAAAUAAGAAAGACCCAUCAAAGGGCAAGACUUACAACGCAAGGUACGUUGGUUCCAUGGUUGCUGAUGUCCACAGAACCAUCAAAUAUGGAGGUAUAUUUAUUUACCCUGCCACUACAUCGUCUCCCAAAGGAAAGCUUCGCUUACUCUAUGAAUGCAUCCCUAUGGCACAUAUAGUUCAAACAGCUGGAGGAUCAGCAUCAAAUGGAAAAAUACCAAUUUUGGAAAUUCAGCCACAAGCAAUACAUGAAAGAUCACCCAUAUUUUUAGGCUCUAAAGAAGAUGUGGAGGAAAUACUAGAAAUAAUUAAAAAACAUGAAAAAUCAUAGACUCCCCGAUAGAUAAAUAAAAGACUGGAAUUAGAAUUUAAUAUUUAAUGUUAGAACAAAAAAUUUUUAAAAACA
This is a messenger RNA of Sitophilus oryzae (rice weevil), 1227 nucleotides long. Its product is annotated as fructose-1,6-bisphosphatase 1. Gene Ontology annotation, molecular function: fructose 1,6-bisphosphate 1-phosphatase activity. The record is from RefSeq and is a predicted model, not a curated record. Gene Ontology annotation, biological process: fructose metabolic process; gluconeogenesis; fructose 1,6-bisphosphate metabolic process. The transcript is spliced from 5 exons. NCBI's taxonomy places the organism in Eukaryota, Metazoa, Arthropoda, Insecta, Coleoptera, Curculionidae. Gene Ontology annotation, cellular component: cytoplasm; cytosol. The coding region runs from base 136 to 1152 and encodes 338 amino acids.